Messenger RNA from Schistocerca americana (American grasshopper), 2382 nucleotides. Its product is annotated as histone-lysine N-methyltransferase PRDM16-like. The record is from RefSeq and is a predicted model, not a curated record. The coding region runs from base 1 to 2382 and encodes 793 amino acids. Gene Ontology annotation, cellular component: nucleus. Lineage: Eukaryota; Metazoa; Arthropoda; Insecta; Orthoptera; Acrididae. The transcript has 6 exons. Gene Ontology annotation, biological process: regulation of transcription by RNA polymerase II. Gene Ontology annotation, molecular function: DNA-binding transcription activator activity, RNA polymerase II-specific; RNA polymerase II cis-regulatory region sequence-specific DNA binding.
AUGUUGCCCAUCUCUUGCGGCUAUACGCGCGAAGGCAGCAACUUCGGUGGAGGUUGGGCAAGAGAACGCAGCGGCGCGCGUCCCUGUCGCCCGGGGGCAGAGCGUGAGCCGGCGGUGCGGUUUGCGCUGGGCGGCCGCCGCGCGGCCAGCGGCGGAGGCACGCAGACGCAGCUGGCCGCUCCGCUCGUGACCCGCGAACCAGGAAGCCGGCGGGCGGAGCCGCGCGGUGGCAGGUGCGACCCCGCCCAGGCCGCGGCCACGCCGUGCCACGCCGCGGGCCGCGGGCCGCCGGCCGGUGAAAGGCGGCGGCGCGGGAUGCGCAGGGCGGGUCAGCGCGCGCCGCCCGGACCCUCCCCGUCACUACCGCAGCGCGCCCAGCCCCGCGGGGAAUGUGGUCGAAGAUGUCGGCUGUGGGCGCGGCGCGCAUUGGUCAGCCCAGGUGCCGGAGCGCUACUUGCUCCAGCCGCUGCCCUGCGGCUGAAUGCGAGGCAUCACCUUGUUACGGGCAGCAUGCUGGAGCAAGUGAAGAAGUUUGUGGGCGAGAUACCGGUGGCGGAGAGGUGUGCGUUGCGGAUGAUGCCGCUGGCGAGCGCGCCUAACGGAGCGGCGUGGUGUGCUGUUGCAGAGAGCGAGGGGCAGCCGCGCCGGCCGGCCGCCUGCCCUAUGAGCCUGGUGGCCGCGACGUGGGCCAGCGGCUGCAGCAGCGCGCUCCUUGGCGUCGGCGUCGGCGUGGGGCUCCUGCAGCACGGGCCCGCCGCACAUGCCAUGCGCGAGAAGGACUCGUCGCCGCGCAAGAUGCUGCUCGCGUCGGGCGGGCACAGCUCGCCCAAGCAGGCGGCCGUCUACCCGCUGUCGGUGCGCGUGCCCGAGGAGGGCCGCCAGGCUGCCGCGGCCGCGGGCCCGCCCGACCACCACGACCUGCCCUUCGACCUGUCGCGCCACAACAUGGCGGGCGCGCCGCACAUGUCGCCCGCGGGCCACCCGCCGCCGCAGCACGACGACCAGCCACUCGACCUGCGCCUCGACCACAAGAAGGGCGCCAUCGCCGCGGGGCGCCGCCACCAGGUCGAGGACGAGAACCGCAACGUCAUCGUGGGCUCCCCGUCGCCGUCGCCACCCGCCGGACGCGCCUCUUCCGCCUCGUCCGGAGGCAGCGGUGACGAGAACAGAGAACAGAGACAGUCCAGUCCUUCCGCAUCCUCCGUGGCGAACAGCCUCAAAUCCCCUGUGGGCUCUCCCGGCAUAGGCCACUACCCUGUCUUCCUUUCGCACCAGCCCAUUCACCCUCUAAUGCUGGAGGCGAUGUGCCGCGCCAACAAGGAAGGAGCCGGCGCACGGUUACCUCUCGCCUAUCCAGUCAGCCCCCCUGGCUAUCACUCCCCACGAACUCCCUACGCUUUCCUGAGUCCCAAUUCACUGCUCAACGGCCACUCUUCGCCCACCGGUGUCUCGCCAGCGGCCGGGUUCGAAAUGCUGCGCCACCCACUGGCUCAGCAGCAGCAACAGCAACAACAACAGCAAACCCAACAUGGCGUCGCAGCAUCAGCGGGCGGAAAAAUUAAGGACCGCUACGCUUGCAAGUUCUGCGGCAAGGUGUUCCCUCGAUCUGCGAAUCUGACACGCCACCUACGCACACAUACGGGGGAGCAGCCGUACAAGUGCAAGUACUGCGAGCGCUCCUUCAGCAUCUCGUCCAACCUGCAGCGGCACGUGCGCAACAUCCACAACAAGGAGAAGCCGUUCAAGUGCCCGCUCUGUGACCGCUGCUUCGGCCAGCAGACGAACCUAGACCGCCAUCUGAAGAAGCACGAGGCGGACGGACCCACGAUCUUGGACGACCCCCGGCGCAGUCCGUCGGCACUGCUGGCGCACCAUCACCAGCGACAGCAGCUGCAGCUCCAGCAGCAGCAGCAACAGCAGCAGCAGCAGCACGCGCGUGUGUUGGGCCCUCUGGCGGAGGACGCUUGCUUCGAGGAGAUCCGCUCGUUCAUGGGCAAGGUGACGGCCGACGGCCGGCUGGUGGCUCCGCCCGCGCUGGCCCUGGGCCGGCGCUGCAUCACGCCGCCGCCCUUCGACGCGUCGGCUGCCGCGCGCUGCGCCAACACCGACGCGGCCAAGCUGGGCCGUUCCUUCUCCAGUAGUGACAAGGACAAUAUGUCUUCCAGAUCGUCGUCGUCCUCGCUGGCCGGGUCAUCACUGUCUCCUCCACGAGUACCUUCGCCCAAGGACGAUGUCCCUCACAAGUCCCCCGCCAACGACACGACUACCUCUGCACAGGAGGACCGUCCGUCCUCUAACCCACCGUCCAACAACGGCAGCAGUCAUGCUGAAAACAUUACAGAACCGUCGCCACCACCAGCUUCGCCCAACAACAAUACGUGA